Molecule: messenger RNA, 1393 nt
Organism: Tripterygium wilfordii
Lineage: Eukaryota; Viridiplantae; Streptophyta; Magnoliopsida; Celastrales; Celastraceae
Exons: 11
Coding region: 128-1159 (343 amino acids)
Source: RefSeq, a predicted model, not a curated record
CAAAUUUCCAAGUGUCAACUUUCUUCCAUUUCUUUCAGUCUCUCUCCUUCAAUCCAGACCUGGGUUCUACUACUCCUACGCCUAGAGCUUCAGACAAUGGGAUGCUCGGAAGCACACUAAAUAUGUAAUGUCACCAGCGUCGUCUGUCCAUUCAGAUUCUGUGGUGAAAUUUGAGAGGACCAUCCCCGACCAAGCUUCAUUGUUUUGUUGGGACUCUAGAAGACACUGCGCUUCUUCUGCAGAGCUAAGGAAGGAAAUUGCUGCACUUGAGGUUGAAAUUUUAGAUCUGGAGAGUUAUCUUCUUUCGCUUUACCGGACAAGAGGAGUGUACGAAGGUAAAAACAACCUCGUUCGUGCACAAGUAUGUAUUCUCAUACACACAAUUGGUGAAGAGCCGAGACACUCUUUCUUCACUGGAGAUGCCACUAAGCUACAAUGCAUUUACUGCAACCUUUAUUCUCCAGACAGACUUUCAGAAGAAAUUGUUAGGUGUAUAUCAUCUAUAUACUGCAAGCUUGCCAACCCCUUGCAGAGCCAUGCAGACAUGUUGGCCUCUCCUACUUUUUCCUUGUCCUCCUCAAUUGAGGGGUUGAAAAGUGGACCUUAUGGUGCAAUGAUUGAGAUUCUGAAGAUUUAUUCAGAUGAAGAUAGUUUCAAUUUUGCUGCCACGAUGCUGCAAAAUUUCAGGUCAUUGGUUCAUAGACUUGAGAAAGUUGAUCCUAGGAAGAUGAAGCAGGAAGAGAAGCUAGCAUUCUGGAUUAACAUUCACAAUGCCUUGGAAUAUUUAGUAUAUGGAACUCGCAGUCGUGUAAAAAGUGGCUCUGUUUUGAAGGCUGCUUACAAUGUAGGUGGGCAUUGCAUAAAUGCCUACUUGAUACAGAGCUCCAUUUUAGGCAUAAAGUUCGAGAUCAUAAAAGAAUGGCAGCCAGCAAGAAGGAUAGAGAAGCAUAGUGUUAAGAGCUUCUUUAACAGGGGGCAGAAGUAUCAAGUCCGAGUUUACAGAGCAAAGAAUAUCUUUCAGGAUCUCAAGCUUGCCAAGGAAGAGUAUAUUGAAGCAAACAUGUACGUCCACAAAGAAAAGAAGAUUCUCCUACCAAGGAUUCUUUACUACUUUGCGUUAGAACGUCCCUGGACAUGCCUAGACCGUCCGAUAAGAUAAUCAUAUAUACUGCAACGUUUUGAUUUGCAACAACGGUGAGACAGGAUUAAGAUUAGUAUGUCGUCAAAAAAAUGUAACCUAUUGUGCUCUCUCGUGGGUGGAACUGGUACCAAUUUCAAUUUUGUGUUGUGUGCAACAAUGGUGAAACAUAAUUGUGUUCUGAUCUCCUUUGUUUGUUGGGUAUUGAAUAUUAGUUUUUCAUGAAUGAAUAAAAGUGAUGCAUAUGCAGAUUCA